Trypanosoma conorhini is the source of this 1047-nucleotide messenger RNA. RefSeq lists its product as uncharacterized. The record is from RefSeq and is a predicted model, not a curated record. NCBI's taxonomy places the organism in Eukaryota, Euglenozoa, Kinetoplastea, Trypanosomatida, Trypanosomatidae. The transcript has a single exon. Bases 1 to 1047 code for a protein of 348 amino acids.
AUGCAAGAGCUGGCGGCAUCGACAGCAACGCCUAUGCGGUGGCGCAAGACGUUGGGGACGGCAAUAAUAGGCGCCCGACACUCGCCAGUAAACCCCAUUACUUCGGAAGCGACAGCGAAGCGUGCGUUGCGCACUUCUUCCCUUCGCGGCUCACGGGUGCGUGUGCAGUCAUCCUCCUCCACCAAUGCCGUCGCGGCCUCGCCCUUCCGGCUCUUGGAGGAGGCGCUAUGGACAGAGGUCGGACACCUCAACGAGGCCACCCGCCGGCUAAGGGAGCGGCUUGUUGAGGUGAAGUGCGAGUUUGUUGUGGAACGCAGUGCAGCUGCCAUGCGAGGGGAAUCACUCUCUGCAAAGGGCCGAAAAAAUGGCGCAUCUGUGUAUCUGCCGAGGCCGCAGCCAAUGGAUGAUCCGCCCUACGCUGCCUCUUUCACCCCCAGUUGUUCUCACAAGAAGCCCGCUACCAAUGUGCGCCUACGGUUUACUUCACCACGAAAGACCCCACCGAGGGAGGGCGACGACAGUGUGUUGACAUCGUUGGGGACGUUCGCGUACACUCCACAGACGGAAGAUCAUCGUGGGGCUGCCUGCGUGGUGGAGAGGGAAAACUCUAUGGGGGAGGUGAAACUUGAGCCGGUGUCUGAGAAGGGCACACCUUUUCAUUUAUUUAGUGCGACUACGAUGGGAAGCCCACUCGUUGUUGAUUUGCAGGAAUCCACCCAUCAUGCGACAACUAUGACUCCUUUCGAACCAGUAGAACCCCCAAAGGAGGUAAAUUUGACCCGUAAGUCUGCCAAGGAUCUGCUUUUGCGGGCAAACGUGAUGGCUGUCGAAGAAGAUCUAGAGCACUACGUGGCUGAUCUUCGCGCUCUUCAGCGCGACACUCUUGAUGCACAAAAGCGCGGCCGCAUAGAUCUGAACGAAGCGUCUGUUCGUGAAUUGCGCCUCGGCAUUCGCGACGAACUCAACGCAGCUCAUGGUUACAUAUCGGCGCUGAAAUCCAUUCAGUUGUAUUGCCUUCCGGAUGAGCUUGGCGUAGGCGCCAGUUAG